AUGGCCUCUGCGGGACCACAACACGCUAAUCUGGGCCCCAAACAGGAGAAGAGCAUCAGGCUUGAGCCAGGCACCCUUCCAGCAGGGAGAGCUCUGCUGCGCCGGGCCUGGCACCUCACUCAGCAGCAGGCAAAACCCAUCUGGAAUUUAGAGAAGAAAUACGUGAGUGCUUUCCAGGAUUGCAGCCUGCUGCCCUCAGGGAUCCCUCUGCAGCAGCCCUGCUUCUUGUGCCCGCCGUCACUAUGCCACACGCACCCCAGUGAGGACGACCUUCCGAGCCUGCCCUUGGCCCGGCCCUGCCUGGGCCUGAGCAGGAGUGCUCUGCGCUACCCAGGCUCCUGCCUCCGAGCCAGGCCCUGCGGGUUUCCUUUCCAAAGCCCUCUGGACACUGGCUCUGCCACAGGAAGAGAGAUAUCUGCCUUGCUGAUGGAGCCCUGCCUGCUGCCUGCGCUGGUGGAGGAGCACUCUGGGGCUGGGGUCAAAGGCUCUGCCCUCAGCUCUGGUCGGCAGGCUUCCAGCCCCUACAGACCGGUGCUCAAUAACAGCCCCUUCCUACAGCCAUGCAGUGCUAAAGUGCCUUCGCUGCAGUCACUGGAGAUCAAGAAAAACACCCACAGAUUCUCCCCUGCCUCGUGGUCCCACUCUGGGGACAAUGGAGAUGGCUCCAGAGCAGCGAAAAGCAGCGACCUCGUGUUGGAGCGAGCCACAGUCCCCUUGCCGACCCUGUUGCCCAGCAGCGUGAUCCUCGGGAAGGAGGGGUGCUCGCCAGAGGGUGCUGAGGGGAGAGUGCGCAGCCUGAGAGAGCAGGAGCCGGAGCUCGGCCUCGCAGAGGCCAUGCAGCAGCUGGACAGCUCUGCACGUGGCGCCGAAAGCUCCAGCCUCACGAAUGUGGGCAGCCUGUCGGAGCGGCACAGCAGGCGGGGGCAGCACGUCGUGGCACAGCUCACCCCGAGAGGAACCAGGGCUCCUCUGAACCCGGAGCUGGGUCAUCGUCACCUUAACGGCAGCUCGAGCCGCGUGGGCGCCGGUGACGCCGCCGUCCACGCGAAGCACCUCGCUGCCGUCUCAGAAGUGACAACUCGGAUGUCCGCUCUCCAGCUGGAGAAAGGGGCCCAGGCUGUGCUCCCAGGAAAGCUCGACAUCACUGCUGAGCAGGCACUACUGGAGCCAAGCCAUCCCCAGGAUGAAGCAGAGGAAGAACUUCUUGAUGGCCUGGAUGAGAGCUGCAGUGAGGAGGAGGAUGAGGACAGUGACUCAGAUGCAUCCUCUGUUGCUGGAGUGUCAUCCAGUGGCUCUGUGGCCCUUACGUCCAGGAACUGCAUUGAGUGCCUGGCCCAGCCCACUGAUGUUCAGGAGAAAGUGCUCAAACCAGCUCUUGUCUGCAGUUUGUUCCCUAAUGUGCCUCCAACCAUCUACUUCAGUACUCGGGAAGAGAGAGUGGAAAAGCUGCCCUGGGAGCAGAGGAAGCUGCUGCGGUGGAAAAUGUGCACAGUCACUCCCAACAUAGUGAAGCAAACUGUCGGCAGGUCCCACUUCAGAGUCAGCAAGAAAAGCAAUGACUGGCUGGGUUGCUGGGGCCACCACAUGAAAUCCUCCAGCUUCAGAACCAUCAGGGAGCACCAGAAGCUAAACCACUUCCCUGGUUCGUUUCAAAUUGGGAGAAAGGACCGUCUGUGGCGUAACCUGUUGAAGAUGCAGGCUCGCUGUGGGAAGAAGGAGUUUAACUUCUUUCCCCAGUCCUUCAUCCUGCCCCAGGACAUCAAAUUACUCAAGAAAGCGUGGGAGGAAGGAGCUAGCCGCCAGAAAUGGAUUGUGAAACCACCAGCAUCAGCAAGAGGCAUUGGUAUCCAGGUCAUCCACAAAUGGAGCCAGCUCCCCAGAAGGAGGCCGCUGCUGGUACAGAGAUACCUGCACAAGCCCUACCUCAUUGGAGGGAAGAAGUUCGACCUGAGGAUCUACGUUUAUGUCACUUGCUACGAUCCCCUCAGGGUCUACCUGUUCAAGGAUGGAUUGGUUCGCUUUGCUAGCUGCAAGUACUCCUCCUCGAUGAAGAGCCUCAGUAACAAGUUCAUGCACUUGACCAACUACAGUGUGAACAAAAAGAACACAGAAUACAAGUCCAACUCAGAUGAGACUGCUUGUCAGGGACACAAAUGGGCACUCAAAGCUCUCUGGAGUUACCUGACACAGAAGGGAGUUAAUAGCGAGGCCAUCUGGGAGAAGAUUAAGGACAUCGUUAUCAAAACCAUCAUUGCAUCGGAGCCCUACGUGAACAGCCUGGUGAAGACGUAUGUGCGGCGCCCGUAUUGUUGCCAUGAGCUAUUUGGGUUUGAUAUUAUGCUGGAUGAACACCUCAAGCCCUGGAUCUUAGAGGUCAACAUUUCCCCAAGCCUCCACUCCAACUCCCCGCUGGAUGUGAGCAUCAAGGGCCAGAUGAUCCGGGACCUCCUCAACCUCGCCGGCUUUGUUCUGCCCAGCACGGACAGUGUGGCCUCAAGGCCACAGACAAGUGGCUCUACAUGCAGUCUGAGCAGUGCUUUGAAGGAGAAGCCCAAGCCAGCAUCUGAGCAUUUCAUAGCAGAAAAGAUGAAGGCAGCCUAUUACUUGACACAGAAGAUACCUGACCAGGAUUUUUAUUCCUCUGUCUUGGACACCCUGACCCCAGCCGAUGUCCGCGUCCUGGUGGAGACGGAGGACGAGCACUCGCGGCGCGGGCAGUUCGAGCGGGUGUUCCCCACCCCCCUCUCCAUGCGGUACCUGCGCUUCUUCGAGCAGCCCCGUUACUUUAACAUCCUCCUGACCCAGUGGGAGCUCAAGUACCACUUGAAUAAACAGAAAG
Molecule: messenger RNA, 2839 nt
Organism: Merops nubicus (carmine bee-eater)
Lineage: Eukaryota; Metazoa; Chordata; Aves; Coraciiformes; Meropidae
Gene: TTLL4
Product: tubulin tyrosine ligase-like family, member 4
Exons: 15
Biological process (GO): microtubule cytoskeleton organization; protein polyglutamylation
Cellular component (GO): cilium
Molecular function (GO): tubulin-glutamic acid ligase activity; tubulin binding
Source: RefSeq, a predicted model, not a curated record